UCUCUUUCUUCCGUUCCAGAACAACACACCAUGGAAAACCAGACCAUGGACUGGACACAGACAACAGAAUUUGACUAUGGUGAUUCAGCACCGUGCCCAGGAAUUGAGGAAAAGCACUUUGCAGCAAAACUGUUGCCACCACUUUAUUCUUUGGUGGUGAUAUUUGGCCUCACAGGCAACCUGCUCGUUGUCCUUAUCCUGGUAAAAUACAAGAGAUUGAAGAGCAUGACUGACAUCUACCUGCUCAACUUGGCAGUUUCUGAUUUGCUCUUUAUAUUUUCUCUCCCUUUUUGGGCUUAUUAUGCUGCUCAUGACUGGAUUUUUGGGGAUGUGCUGUGUAAAAUGCUCUCAGGUAUCUACCUCCUUGGCUUCUACAGUGGGAUCUUUUUCAUCAUCCUGUUGACCCUAGACAGGUACCUGGCCAUCGUGCAUGCCGUGUUUGCUUUGAAAGCCAGGACAGUUACCUAUGGCAUCCUCACCAGUGUUGUCACCUGGGCUGUUGCUAUUUUUGCUUCUGUUCCUGGGAUAGUGUUUCACAAAGCUCAGAAGGAACAUGCACAUUACACUUGCAGUGCUCAUUAUCCAAGCGAAGCCACAAUAAAUUGGAAGUACUCUUACAUUUUAAAGAUGAACAUUCUGGGACUUAUUGUUCCAAUGCUCAUUAUGAUUUUUAGUUACUCACAAAUUCUAAGAACAUUAUUGCGAUGCAGGAAUGAGAAAAAGCAGAAGGCAGUCAGACUGAUUUUCAUGAUCAUGAUUUUUUACUUCAUCUUCUGGACACCGUUCCAUAUUUCUUCUUUUUUGCAUACGUUUCAAAGUUCACUUUUCUUCACAAACUGUGAAAUCAAAGGUCAGCUGGAGAAAGCAAUCCAAGUGACAGAGACCAUCUCAAUGGUCCACUGCUGCAUCAACCCCGUGAUCUAUGCGUUUGUGGGAGAGAAGUUCAGGAAAUACCUUUAUGCCUUUUUCCGAAGGCACAUCGCAGCCCACCUCUGCAAAAAAUGUCCAGGUCUGUACCGUGAAAAGCUAGAAAGAGCUAGUUCCACCUUCACACCCUCCACUGCAGAGCAUGACAUCUCUGUUGGACUGUAG
Molecule: messenger RNA, 1092 nt
Organism: Indicator indicator
Lineage: Eukaryota; Metazoa; Chordata; Aves; Piciformes; Indicatoridae
Product: C-C chemokine receptor type 2-like
Exons: 1
Coding region: 31-1092 (353 amino acids)
Biological process (GO): chemotaxis; positive regulation of monocyte chemotaxis; inflammatory response
Cellular component (GO): membrane; cytoplasm
Molecular function (GO): C-C chemokine receptor activity
Source: RefSeq, a predicted model, not a curated record